AUGGAUCCUUCGGAUCCUUCCGCAUACGUGGAUCCUCAGCUCACCUUUCAAGACAAACUGGUACUUGAGGUUCUAUCUAAAAAGUCAUCAAAUGGUGAUACCAAAGCAAAUGCCCAGAAGCUCAGCGAUGAUGAAAUAAUCAAAAAGCUCGAGGGCAUGAACAACCCAUCCGAUCCAUCAUUUGAUCCUACUAUUUUCCAGCUCUGGGAAAAUGAUGUGCUGCGGGCUAAGCUCCCUGAGCCAGUUCAACGUUUUAUCUUACAGCCAUAUGUGGAAUGGGCCAAAGGCGUCGUCCGAGUCCCUACGGAUGUUGUUAUGCUUACGCAUUUGAUACUCUAUUUCACAACCAUCGUCCCAAGCGCAUUCUACCUAUUCUAUCACUUUACAUGGAUCCAUGGUAUUUUGCACUGGGCCUUGAUGGGCUUUUACUGUGGUGCUUUCACCUUGAUGAGGCAUCAGCAUAUCCACGGUAACGGAAUUCUGGCUCCUCAGUACUGGGUCUUGGACACAUUGUUCCCGUACUUGCUUGAUCCACUGCACGGACAUACAUGGAACUCCUACUUCUAUCACCAUAUGAAGCAUCACCAUGUCGAGGGCAACGGCCCCUAUGAUCUGAGCUCUACCAUGUUCUACGACCGUGACAGUGUGCUUGACUUUGCUUGCUACGUGGGUCGGUUCUUCUUUUUUAUCUGGGUCGAGCUCCCACUCUAUUUCUUCAACAAGGGACAAUACAAAAAUGCCACCAGAGCUGCAUUCUGGGAACUCAGCAACUAUUUGACCUUCUACUGCCUCUAUAACUACGUCAACGCCCGUGCAACCGUCUUUGUACUCAUUCUCCCAUUUAUUGUCAUGCGGAUUGGCCUGAUGUGUGGAAACUGGGGCCAGCACGCUCUUGUCGAUGCAAGUGACCCUGAGUCAGACUGGUUGUCCAGUAUCACUCUGAUUGAUGUUCCCAGCAAUCGUUUUUCUUACAAUGAUGGCUACCACACUUCUCAUCACUUGAACCCUCGCCGUCACUGGAGAGAUCAUCCCGUAGCUUUCCUCAAACAGAAGGACCGUUAUGCCGAGGAACGAGCUCUGGUGUUUCGCAACAUUGAUUACAUCUUUAUCACUGUGCACUUGUUGCGCAAGAAUUACAUUCAUUUGGCGAAAUGUCUCAUUCCGACUGGUCCACACGCCAACAUGACUGUUGAGGAGCGAGCAGAGAUGUUGCGUGGUCGCGCUCGCCGGUUCAGCCCGGAUUACAAAAAGCAAAACUAG
Messenger RNA from Penicillium taxi, 1260 nucleotides. RefSeq lists its product as uncharacterized. The coding region runs from base 1 to 1260 and encodes 419 amino acids. The transcript has 3 exons. NCBI's taxonomy places the organism in Eukaryota, Fungi, Ascomycota, Eurotiomycetes, Eurotiales, Aspergillaceae. The record is from RefSeq and is a predicted model, not a curated record. Gene Ontology annotation, biological process: lipid metabolic process.